Molecule: messenger RNA, 1110 nt
Organism: Anguilla rostrata (American eel)
Lineage: Eukaryota; Metazoa; Chordata; Actinopteri; Anguilliformes; Anguillidae
Product: CD209 antigen-like
Exons: 9
Coding region: 182-925 (247 amino acids)
Source: RefSeq, a predicted model, not a curated record
AGAGGGGAGUUGGAGGAAGACACUUUAUGUGCAGCUCAACAGUUGGACCACAGGGCGCAGUGGGCAAAGCUCACAUCCCUACAGACGGGCUGCAGUGUGUCUGGGGCUGCUGUGUGCUCUCUUAUUGGCUGCCACAUUAGUCCUGUGUGUCCUCUAUACCAGUCAAUCAGGGAACUAUUCAAUGUUGGAGAGAGACCUGGAAAAGCUCAGAAGCAAUUGCAGCACCACGAAUAAAGAGAAGGUCCACCAACAGAAGAACUAUUCAAUGUUGGAGAGAGACCUGGAAAAGCUCAGAACCAGUUGCAACACCAUGAAGGUCCAACAACAGGAGAACUAUUCAAUGUUGGAGAGAGACCUGGAGAAGCUCAGAACCAGUUGCAACACCAUGAAGGUCCAACAACAGGAGAACUAUUCAAUGUUGGAGAGAGAACUGGAGGAGCUCAGAACCAGUUGCAACACCAUGAAUAAAGAGAAGGUCCACCAACAGAAGAACUAUUCAAUGUUGGAGAGAGCACUGGAGGAGCUCAGAAGCAGUUGCAGCACCAUGAAUGAAGAGAAGGUCCAGCAACAGAGAAAGUACAAUGCAGUAUUUAAGAAACUCCCCUUUUUGGAGCAGUACUGUCCCUCCAGUUCACAGAAGUCUGCUGCCUGUUCCUCCUGUACAGGCAGAGUGUGUGAACCCUGUCCACAGGGCUGGGAGCAGUUCUCUUCCAAGUGUUACUACUUCUCUAAUGAGAAGAAGAAUUGGUUUGACAGUCGCAGUGACUGUAUUAAAAGGGGAGCUGACCUGGUGAUUAUAGAGAGUGAAGACGAACAGCGGUUCAUCACCAACAUAGCAAAAUCCCAUACCUGGAUUGGACUGAGUCGCUCAGAAUUUAAGAGUAACUGGCUCUGGGUGGAUGAAACCCCUCUGCAGAAAGGGUAAGAAUUCUUACACAAAAAUUAAAAUUAAAAUGAUAAAAAUUAUAAAAUUAUAGACAGACACAAUCCUGUAUAAUUUGAAACAACAUCUAGGCAGAUCAGAAAUAUGAAUGUUUCUCUGAUGGAAGCCAGUCUAAGGUUUGUGUUACUUCAGUGAAAUAUGUCACUGGAUAUAUUUCUGGUUAUGAC